This is a messenger RNA of Carassius auratus (goldfish), 2760 nucleotides long. RefSeq names its product DNA ligase 1-like. Gene Ontology annotation, molecular function: DNA binding; ATP binding; DNA ligase (ATP) activity. Gene Ontology annotation, cellular component: nucleus; mitochondrion. Lineage: Eukaryota; Metazoa; Chordata; Actinopteri; Cypriniformes; Cyprinidae. The record is from RefSeq and is a predicted model, not a curated record. The coding region runs from base 1 to 2760 and encodes 919 amino acids. Gene Ontology annotation, biological process: Okazaki fragment processing involved in mitotic DNA replication; DNA repair; DNA recombination. The transcript is spliced from 25 exons.
AUGAAGACUAUGAAGUACGUUGACGGGCUCUGCACUGGUGCUGACCCCUCAGUAGGAGAUGGUCCUGGUGCUUUCUGGACACUCUGGGACGUCCUGAAGACUUCUUCACAGCAGUCAAACCUCUUUCUUCUUGAACUUCUUGAUGAUCCGGUCAUUCUUUCAGCCAAUGAAAGUAAGGAGAAGAGUGAUGGACAGGUCAAAACAAAGACUGAACCCUUAAAAAGUCCCCUCAAAAUUCAGAAUGGUGUGCAGGAAAGUGAUUCACCAGUAAAGAAGGUGCAUAAACGCAGUCGCGCAAUCAUAGACAGCGAUGAUGAAGAUCAGCCGAUAGUAAAAGAGCAGCUGCCAAAACAGAGUGAAGCUGAACCAGCAAAGCCAGAGCAGGCUGUUUCCACUCCGGUUUCUCCAAAAACUCCCAUAACCCCAACGACUCCGCUCACGUCGAGUACCUCUGUUGCGGUGGUUACCCCUGCUUCCUCCGGUACUCCUGGAACUCCGACAUCAACAUCGCCGUCCGGCAUUCCCAAACGCAAGACCGCCCGCAAGCAGUUCCCCAAGAGGAAGCUGGAAAGCAGAAGUGAUGGAGAAGGGGCAAAAGAGGAGGAAAAGGAGGUCAAUGAAGGGCAGGAGAGUAAGAGAGCACGAGUUGAGGCCUCACCUGAACAGACAGACAACGGGAUGAUGGAGGUGGAAGAGAAGAGAGAAGAUGGGAAGACUGCAGUGGAGGAACAGAAAGAGAAGGAUGAAGCAAAAACAACCGUAGUGGAGGACAAUGCAAACAAUAAUAUAAAAGGAAAGGAGAAAAAGAAGGUAAAGCAGGAGAAAAAGAUAAAUGGAGAGAAUGGGAAGAAAGAAAAAAAAGAAGACAAGAAAGAGAAGGAACACAGCAGUCCUGAACGAGUGGUUAAAAAAGAAAAAAGCACAGAAGAGGAAGGGGGAUCGGCCAAAAAGAAACCCAUCAGCAGCUUUUUUGCACCCAGAAAGGCAGCUGUCAAACUGGAAAAAGAGGAGCGAAAUGAGGGAGAAAAAAAGAAGGACGGAGAGAUCUCUGAUGCUGCUGAACAGAAAGAGAAGAAAAGUGAAAAGGGGGUGGAUUCUGCAGUCCAGAGCCAGUAUGAUCCCUCCAGAGCUCAUUACCAUCCCAUUGACCAUGCCUGCUGGAUGAAGGGCCAAAAAGUGCCAUAUUUGGCUGUCGCUCGCACCUUUGAGAAGAUUGAAGAGGAUUCAGGCAGGCUGAAGAACAUUGAAACGCUUUCCAACUUUCUGCGAUCUGUAAUUCUGCUUUCUCCAGAUGACCUGUUAUGCUGUGUGUACCUGUGUCUGAAUCAGCUCGGCCCUGCAUAUCAGGGUCUGGAGCUGGGCAUUGGGGAGACCAUCCUGAUGAAAGCUGUGGCUCAGGCAACUGGGCGACAACUGGACAAAAUCAAGGCAGAGGCUCAGGAGAAAGGUGACCUGGGAUUGGUUGCUGAAAGUUCUCGCAGCAACCAGAGAAUGAUGUUUGCACCGGCCAAUCUGACAGCAGGAGGCGUUUUCAACAAACUGAAAGAGAUUGCUAACAUGAGUGGAAAUUCUGCAAUGAAUAAGAAGAUUGACAUUAUUAAAGGCUUGUUUGUGGCGUGUCGGUUUUCUGAGGCCCGAUACAUUGUGCGGUCACUGGCUGGGAAGCUGCGGAUCGGAUUGGCUGAGCAGAGCAUUCUCACGGCUCUCAGUCAAGCUGUGUGUCUGUCGCCCCCGGGCCAAGAGUUCCCACCAGCUGUGCUGGAUGCUGGGAAAGGAAUGAGUGCUGAAAACAGGAGAGUGUGGCUGGAGGAGAAAGCACUGAUCCUAAAACAGACAUACUGUGAGAUGCCAAAUUAUGAUGCAAUCAUUCCUGUAUUGAUGAAGGAGGGCAUAGAUGAACUGCCCAAUCACUGCAAGCUCACCCCAGGUGUGCCCCUGCGGCCCAUGUUGGCCCACCCAACUAAAGGGGUUGGGGAGGUAAUGAAACGUUUCGAUGAGGCAUCUUUCACCUGCGAGUAUAAAUAUGAUGGAGAGAGAGCCCAGAUCCAUAUUCUUGAGAAUGGAGAGGUGCGCAUUUUCAGCCGAAACCAAGAAGACAACACCAGCAAAUACCCUGAUAUUAUUUCACGAAUCCCACAGGUGAAGAAAGAGAACGUACGGUCCUGUGUUCUGGAUUCAGAGGCGGUUGCCUGGGACAGAGAAAAGAAACAGAUCCAGCCAUUUCAGGUCCUCACCACAAGGAAGAGAAAGGAUGUGGAUGCAUCUGAGAUCAAGGUUCAGGUGUGUGUGUACGCCUUUGAUCUGCUGUACCUCAACGGAGAGUCUCUGGUGCGAGAGCCUCUGAGCAAACGCAGGGCUCUGUUACGGGAGAGUUUUGAGGAGAAAGAAGGAGAGUUUGUUUUUGCUCGAUCUCUGGACGCUGACAACACAGAGAGCAUUGCUGAGUUCCUGGAGCAGUCUGUACGAGAUUCUUGUGAGGGCCUAAUGGUGAAGACAUUGGAAAAACAUGCAACUUAUGAGAUUGCCAAACGCUCCCACAACUGGCUCAAGCUGAAGAAGGACUAUCUUGAGGGUGUUGGAGAUACAGUGGAUCUGUGUGUGAUUGGUGCUUAUCUGGGGAAGGGGAAGAGAGCAGGCAGCUAUGGAGGAUUUCUACUGGCCUGCUACGAUGAGGAGAACGAGGAGUUCCAGUCUGUCUGCAAGAUUGGAACAGGCUUCAAAGAUGAAGAUCUGGAGCAACAUUACAAUUUCUUAAAGUAA